GUUUUGAAGGAGCCAAUGAGCGCUCGGAGCGGAGAGUUUAAGAGGUACUGCUCAGUAGUGCAGAAGCCGGUCCGGGAUUGGAACCUGCUCCGGAACGCACGGGCUCACAGUGGGCACCAACUCUCAGGACCCCUUUCCCUUCCGGGCGCUCCCAUGGCGCAGUUCGUGUUCGAGAGCGACCUGCACUCCCUGCUUCAGCUGGACGCACCCAUCCCCAAUGCACCCCUCGCGCGCUGGCAGCGCAAAGCCAAAGAAGCAGCGGGGCCGGCCCCCUCGCCCAUGCGGGCCGCCAACCGAUCCCACAGCGCUGGCAGGACCCCAGGCCGAACUCCUGGCAAAUCUAAUUCCAAGGUUCAGACCACCCCUAGCAAACCUGGCGGUGACCGCUAUAUCCCCCAUCGCAGUGCUUCCCAGAUGGAGGUGGCUAGCUUCCUCCUGAGCAAGGAGAACCAGCCUGAAAACAGCCAGACGCCCACCAAAAAGGAGCAUCAGAAAGCCUGGGCUUUGAACCUGAACGGUUUUGAUGUGGAAGAAGCCAAGAUCCUCCGACUCAGUGGAAAACCACAGAAUGCCCCAGAAGGCUACCAGAACAGACUGAAAGUACUCUAUAGCCAGAAGGCCACUCCUGGCUCCAGCCGGAAGACCUGCCGUUACAUUCCUUCCCUGCCAGAUCGGAUCCUGGAUGCUCCUGAAAUCCGAAAUGACUACUACCUAAACCUUGUGGAUUGGAGCUCUGGAAAUGUAUUGGCUGUGGCACUGGACAACAGUGUAUAUUUGUGGAGUGCAAGUUCUGGUGACAUCCUGCAGUUGUUGCAAAUGGAGCAGCCUGGAGACUAUGUAUCCUCUGUGGCCUGGAUUAAAGAGGGCAACUACCUGGCUGUAGGCACCAGCAGUGCAGAGGUGCAGCUAUGGGAUGUACAACAGCAGAAACGACUUCGAAACAUGACCAGUCACUCUGCCCGAGUGAGCUCCCUAAGUUGGAAUAGCUAUAUCCUGUCCAGUGGCUCACGCUCUGGCCACAUCCACCACCAUGAUGUUCGGGUAGCAGACCACCAUGUGGCCACACUGAGUGGCCACAGCCAGGAAGUGUGUGGACUGUGUUGGGCCCCAGAUGGACGACAUUUGGCUAGUGGUGGCAAUGACAACUUGGUCAACGUGUGGCCUAGUGCUCCAGGAGAGAGUGGCUGGGUUCCCCUGCAAACAUUCACCCAGCAUCAAGGUGCUGUUAAGGCUGUAGCAUGGUGUCCCUGGCAGUCCAAUAUCCUAGCAACAGGAGGGGGCACCAGUGACCGACACAUUCGCAUCUGGAAUGUCUGCUCUGGAGCCUGUCUGAGUGCUGUAGAUGCCCAUUCCCAGGUGUGCUCUAUCCUCUGGUCUCCCCACUAUAAGGAGCUUAUCUCAGGCCAUGGCUUUGCCCAGAAUCAGCUGGUUAUUUGGAAGUACCCAACCAUGGCCAAAGUGGCAGAGCUCAAAGGUCACACAGCACGGGUCCUGAGUCUGACCAUGAGCCCAGAUGGGGCCACAGUGGCAUCAGCAGCAGCAGAUGAGACCCUGCGGCUGUGGCGCUGCUUUGAGUUGGACCCUGCACGAAGACGGGAACGGGAGAAGGCCAGUGCAGCUAAAAGCAGCCUCAUCCAUCAAGGCAUCCGUUAAUGACAAACCAACCCAUCACCUCAGUUUUUUUUAUUUUUCUAAUAAAGUCAUGUCUUCCUUUC
Molecule: messenger RNA, 1715 nt
Organism: Marmota monax (woodchuck)
Lineage: Eukaryota; Metazoa; Chordata; Mammalia; Rodentia; Sciuridae
Gene: Cdc20
Product: cell division cycle 20
Exons: 11
Coding region: 16-1653 (545 amino acids)
Biological process (GO): positive regulation of ubiquitin protein ligase activity; anaphase-promoting complex-dependent catabolic process; positive regulation of anaphase-promoting complex-dependent catabolic process
Cellular component (GO): anaphase-promoting complex
Molecular function (GO): protein binding; ubiquitin ligase activator activity; anaphase-promoting complex binding
Source: RefSeq, a predicted model, not a curated record